This is a messenger RNA of Vicia faba (fava bean), 1464 nucleotides long. The record is from the annotation of a GenBank genome assembly. Lineage: Eukaryota; Viridiplantae; Streptophyta; Magnoliopsida; Fabales; Fabaceae.
AUGGUUCAACAUAUAAGAGUGAAGCUCUCCGCUCUUUGGAGUUCCUUUGCAAAAUGGGGAAUUACUUUCAUAGGUAAGGGUUUCUAUAAAUUUUCCUUCUCCAAUCUGGAGGAUGUUAGAAGAGUCAGAUUUAUGCCCUCAUGGAACUUUAACCCUUGUUUGCUAAAACUCUUCCCUUGGACGAGAGACUUUAUACCAAGGAAUGUUAAGAAUACUUCUGCUCAGGAGCUUAGAGACAAAAUAUUGGUGGAGAGAGUGGGUUUUGCCUUCUUUGUCGAUAUUGAAUAUGAAAAGCUCCCGGAUUUAUGUAACUAUUGUAGAAUAAUUGGUCACUCUGAAGCUUAUUGCAGGAGAGCUACAAACAGAGAUGAGAAAGAGAAUAAUAAGAAAAAUGACCUCAAUAAUGGCCCUAUUUUCAAACACAAAGAAAUAGAGAAGGAAGUGGCGGAGAAGAAAAAAGUUCAGCAAGAUUUAGAUAUUCCAGUUUUAGAUAUGAAUGGGAACAACGGGGAUAACCUCAAUGAUAUUGCAGGGAAACAUGUAGAUGUGAUAAGCUCGACUGAUUCUGAGUUUGUUGAUGCCAUUCAUAUUUAUGCUUCUACCGAACCUCCUGCUGUUAACACAAACAAAAAUGCUAAAUUUAUAAAACUCUCUUGGGAUAAUAUGGCUGACAACAAGGAUAAGAGAUUUACCUCUGAGGAGGAUAUCUCUAAUGCAGAUGCUGAUAGCUCCAGACCCAACCUUCACUCCAAUCUUUGGUGUAUUUAUAAACUUUCCCUUGAUCCUAACAUCCUUUCCAUCACUGACCAGUUUGUUGCUUUUUCUUUCAUUAUGGAUAGCCAUUUAAUUGGAGUUGUUGCAGUGUAUGCUUCCACUUCCCAUUUGGAUAGAAGAAGAGAAAAUUUCAUCUUUGGGCCCACUGAUGAGCUUAGGAAUCAGGAGAGGCAAGCACAACUAGAGCUUGAGCAGGAGCAGCAGAAGGAAGAUUUUUUCUGGGCUGAAAAGGCCAACUUGGAUUGGCAUUUGUUGGUGACAGGAAUACAUCCUAUUUCCAUAGAUCCAACUCAAGAUGGCACAAUUGUGGAUGAGGUGAUUUCGAAUCUGGUGGACACCAAUAUGAAUAACAUCUUAUUUAUGAUUCCCAAUUUGGAAGAAGUCACCAAUGUUAUCCACAACCUUAAUAAAUCCAGUGCCCCUGGGUCUGAUGGAUUUAGAGGGGUUUUCUAUCAUACUUAUUGGGAUAUCAUUCAGCAAGAUGUUUAUAAGGCUACUAUCCAAUUUUUCAAGACUGGAUGGAUUUUACCUCACUACAAAUCUUGCACGGUGAUGUUAAUUCCUAAGUCCAAGGAUGCUCAAACUAUGAACAAUUACAGACCUAUCACACUGUCCAAUUUCAAGUACAAAAUCAUAUCAAAGAUCAUUGCUGACAGAAUCUCCUCCAUUUUACCUUUUUUUGAUUUCUAA